AAAAACAUUUCUGCUCAUUUUGAUAAUAAGUUUGUUCACCAUAAAAAAUCGUUUUCAUUAACUUAACACUAAUUACAUUGACACACAACCAAUAACUCCAAUUUUUUUAAUACACUUUUUUAUUUAGUUACCCUUUCAACUUUGCGCCGAAAACAAUGUUUUAUUUCAACGAUAAAAUCGCUUUCCAAAUUUUUCAUCGACGCCAUCAAUAAUAAAUAAAAUUGAUUGCUCGAUGUGGUUUAUCUUUUUACGUGAGAAUUUCUAGGUAAAAUUAUGAGUGGGUAAUAAAUGAUUCAAUAAAAAAGCAAGUUGCCUAUCGUAAGCGGAGUUUACGGUGAAGUAAUUCCUAAGAUUAUCCAUCUUGAAUAAGUUCUAGUUUAAUUGGAGGUCGUGGGAAAUCAUGUUGUGUUGUCCUGGUUUUAAAACAAAACGAAAAACUAAGUUUGUCGACGAAAACGAGAAACGAAAAAGUUUUGAUACAUCUACACAAAAUUCUGUGGAAAAAUCUACGAAUACUAGUACGAAAAUUCAACCGGAAAUGAAUAUGGGUGAUACAGAAUAUGACUUAAUAGUUAUCGGAGGAGGAUCCGGUGGUUUGGCUUGCGCAAAAGAAGCAGCCGGCCUUGGGGCGAAAGUGGCCGUUUUAGAUUAUGUAACUCCAACACCGAUCGGCACGAAAUGGGGCCUCGGGGGCACUUGCGUGAACGUCGGUUGUAUUCCAAAGAAAUUAAUGCAUCAAGCCGCUUUAUUAGGAGAAGCCGUUCAUGAUGCUCAAAAAUAUGGUUGGGAAUUACCUGAAGCAUCAACAAUCAAACACAACUGGGAAUCUUUACGAGAAGCCGUUCAAAACCACAUUAAAUCGGUUAAUUGGGUUACCAGAGUAGAACUUCGCGAUAAAAAAGUAGAGUACAUCAAUGGAUUGGGUUCAUUCAAAGACCCCCAUACAAUCGAAACCGUCACCAAACAAGGUCAACGUUUGCUCACUGGCAAAUACAUUUUAAUUGCGGUGGGUGGUAGACCGCGUUAUCCCGAUAUUCCCGGUGCUGUCGAAUAUGGGAUUACAAGUGAUGAUAUCUUCAGCUUAGACUCGCCGCCGGGAAAAACUUUAAUUGUUGGGGCUGGUUAUAUUGGGUUGGAAUGCGCUGGAUUCUUAAAUGGAUUAGGUUAUGAAGCAACCGUUAUGGUUAGAUCAGUUCCAUUGAGAGGUUUCGAUCAACAAAUGGCUGGGAUUAUUGCUGAGAGUAUGGAAUUGAAAGGAAUUAAGUUUUUGAAUAAGUGUUUACCAACUUCUGUAAAAAAACAAGAUAACGGUCGUUUAUUAAUUUCAUGGAAAAAUAAUCAAAAUGAAGAAUUUUCUGACGUUUUUGAUACCAUUUUAUUUGCUAUUGGACGUAAAGCUUUAACUCAGGAAUUAUUGUUAGACAAUGCAGGAGUUAAAUUAUCUGAAGAUGGAGAUAAAUUAGAUUGCCUUAACGAACAAACGAAUAUUCCUCAUAUUUACGCUGUUGGAGAUGUUUUAUAUCGCAAACCAGAAUUAACCCCAGUUGCUAUUCAAGCUGGAAAAUUAUUAGCGAAACGUCUUUUUGCUAAUUCCCAAGAAGUAAUGGAUUAUGAUAAUGUAGCCACAACAAUUUUCACUCCAAUGGAAUAUGGUACGGUCGGACUUUCUGAAGAAGUCGCCAUCCAAAGGCAUGGUGAAGAAAACAUUGAGACUUAUCACGCUUAUUAUAAACCAACCGAGUUUUUCAUUCCUCAAAGAUCCAUUGUUCAUUGUUAUAUUAAAGUUGUUGCUUUGCGUACUGGUGAUCAACAAAUUUUGGGAAUGCAUUUUGUUGGGCCACAAGCUGGAGAAGUUAUUCAAGGAUUCGCUGCCGCUAUGAAGUGUAACAUAACAUUUAAACAAUUAUCAAACACAGUGGGCAUUCAUCCAACGACUGCGGAAGAAUUUACAAGAAUAAACAUAACCAAGAGAUCGGGCAAGGAUCCAAACCCCCAAUCUUGUUGCAGUUAAAAUGAAUUUAAAUUGUAUUACACUCCAGAUUAAUAUGUUAUUAGUUAUUCCAAUUUGAACCCAGUGCAAGACCGUCGAAAAUUAAUUAAAUCAUUUUUUUUUGCUAUGUAUCUGUUGUAAAUAGAUGAUGAGUAUUAAUGGAAGUGCUCAUAAAAGAAACACUUUGUUCUUUAGUGUGUAUGGUGAUAUUAAACGGUGCACAUUUUAUAAAAGUAUUUUUUAUUCCAACUACUAAAGCGUCACAGAUAUUUCUUGCUUGUUGUAUUUUUUGUGUUAAAUUGUUCACCAAAAUAAAAAAAAAUCAUUUUUUUACUA
Onthophagus taurus is the source of this 2326-nucleotide messenger RNA. RefSeq names its product Thioredoxin reductase 1 (gene Trxr1). Gene Ontology annotation, cellular component: mitochondrion; cytosol. Gene Ontology annotation, molecular function: flavin adenine dinucleotide binding; glutathione-disulfide reductase (NADPH) activity; thioredoxin-disulfide reductase (NADPH) activity. Lineage: Eukaryota; Metazoa; Arthropoda; Insecta; Coleoptera; Scarabaeidae. Gene Ontology annotation, biological process: cellular response to oxidative stress; glutathione metabolic process; cell redox homeostasis. The record is from RefSeq and is a predicted model, not a curated record.